GAAUGGUAAACGUUAUUAGUAUUUUAUUGCUCUUCGGGCUGGUCGUUAAUAUUGCCUCGGAUUCGAAGUAUCCCGAUGUCCUGCAAAGCUACGAAUAUGUGAAGCAACUGCGGCCGCUGGGAAAGGAGUUCACUCAGUUCUACCAAAAUGUUACUCUGGAAAGAUUGGGCUUAUUCGAGUCCGAGGUUUCCAGUCCACAGGAUCUCUUAUGUCUGGCGGACUUGGAAGCUUUAAUAAAUGGUUUCUCAUCCAACCAGUCUUGGGCAUUUAGGAUAUUUGCUUAUCUUCUAGUGAUCGAUUCAUGGGGUUCCAUUCCCUCCGGAGUUCUGACCGGCAACAUCUGGGACUUGGGAUACUUUGAUGAAUGCCUGUCAAUUAACCAAGUUAUAAGCAGCAGUCAGAAAAUAAGCGGAAAGUACUGUUUUCUCAUUGCCAAUAGCUUGAGAAUUGCCACUUGUUUUCCGGCUUCAUGUUCGUCCACUCAAAUGGAACUUUUUGUAAAACAACUUGUGCAAAAAAACACUCAAUUUAAUAGCACUAGCAUAAGUAUGAAGAUCAGUGAGGCGAGUUGCCAGACAAGUGCUGGUGAACCUUGGGAUGGACUGACUAUUUUCACCAUAGUGCUUCUAUCCGUGAUGGGUGUAAUUGUGACAUUGUUUACAUUUUAUGACUACUUUUUGUGCAAGGAUCAAAAUCAAAUUCCAGCUGUGGUAAGGGCUUUCUCCGCUCGGGCCAACUCCCGAACACUUUUCCGUAUCGAGCCAAGCAAAUCGAACCCCAAUGUGAUCGAGUGUCUCCAUGGCAUCCGCUGCAUGUCACUUAUUUGGGUCAUCUUCUCCCACGAAUACAUAUUCAGUUUGAAAUCCCCCAAUUUAAAUAAAUUGGAAUUAUAUUCGUGGGCUGUGGAACCCUUUGCCAGUUUUGUGCUUCAUGGAUACUUCUCAGUAGACUCAUUUUUCGUCCUUGGAGGCUUACUAGUCUCAAUGAUUGUUCUGCGUUCCAUGGAGAAAUCUGGUGGAAGACUUAACCCGCUAAUGAUGUAUCUGCAUCGGAUUAUACGCAUCUUGCCAGUCUUAGCAGUUGCCAUAAUUGUCUACAUGACAAUGAUGACCGUUGUCAGUGGUGGGCCAUUGUUCAAAAGUGGGUACCACGGCAAAGAGGCUUGCGAAAAUGGAUGGUUUUGGACUUUGCUUUUCAUCCAGAACUACGCGGUCUUGAACAUUUGUCUGGAUCACACUUGGUACUUGGCGGUGGACAUGCAGCUGUAUAUAAUCGCCCCAAUCCUCCUAAUUUCUCUCUACAAAUGGGGCAAAAAAGCGGCUGCUGGUAUUGCUGUACUUGUGGUUUUGCUCUUGGGCUGCCUCUUUGCCACCCAAAUGGUCAACCACUACUCGCUGCUCAUAAGGAAUACCGCUGGGGACGACGGGGUUCCCAGCCAGAAGUUGUACUUGGCCACGCAUGUUCACGCUGCUCCUUGGCUGAUUGGAUUCCUGUUUGGCUAUUUUCUGCAUCUGAAUCGGGGCAAGAAAUUCGAGUUGAACUGGCUAGCUGUGUGGUCGGGUUGGAUCCUCAGUCUGGCAAUGCUCCUCACCUCGAUCUUUGCCCUUUAUCCGGCGGCCCAGUGGAGUGCUCCGCCUCUGUCCACGCUGGAGGAGUCCCUAUACUACACCCUCACCCGAUUGGCUUGGCCUUUGGCCAUUUGCUGGGUGAUUUUCGCCUGCAUGCAGGGAUAUGGUGGUCUGGCCAACAGUUUCCUCUCAACGCCGUUGUGGCAGCCACUUUCAAGACUCUCCUACUCUGUGUAUGUCUGGCACAUGUUCGUCCAAGAAGUGAACAGCAGAAAUUAUAGGACGAACACAUAUUUCUCCAACUACUCUGUGAUGGAGCAUUUCUGGAUGGAUUUUGGCUUUACCCUGUUGAUGUCCUACCUCUUGUAUCUUAUCAUCGAAGCGCCUUUGUGUGGCUUUGAUAGUCUUAUCCGACCACGAAGGGUACCUUCUGCCACCAACCAACCAGCACUUAUUUCAAAUCAGAAUGAUGACUUAGAGACCAGAAAACCAGAUGAUCAAAAUGUGUCUGAAACGAGCCCACUUGAAAAUGCCACGUUACCUCAAGUUAGCAUGGUCAAUUUAGUAAGUUUUAUUUUGCCCUUUGGGCUCCUUCUCGUUAGCGCAGAGCAACCCGAAGAUAAAAGUAUCCUACAAGGAUUUCAGGGUCUUAAAAAACUCAAGCCACUAGGUAUUGAGUUUGCCGAAUACUUUCAAAAUGUAACGCUGAAAGAUUUGAGCCUUUCCGACUCCUCAUUGCCAACUCAGGAGGAUUUGCUGUGCCUCAGUGAUAUGGCUCAGUUUAUGUUUGCUCUUCAAUCUGGCCAACUUUGGGCAUUGAAAAUGAUUGACUCUUGGGGCUCGAUACCCUCUGGUUUAUUUACGGGCAACAUAUAUGACCUGGGCAACUUUGACGAAUGCAUCAAUAUUAAGAGGGACAACAUUCGUGGAAAGUACUGUUUCUUGGAAGCUUACCCCAGUAAAAUUUUGGGCUCUGAGAGUGCCGUAAGUGGAUUUUUAAAAAUGAAGACAGCAACGUGUUUUCCGGCCUCCUGCUCAGCCAAACACAUGAACAAGUUUGUGGGUUCGAUAGUGCAGAGACUUCUAAACGUGAACAUUCCCAGCACAGUCAUGAGUAUCAGCGAUAGUUCUUGUCAGACCAGUGAGAAAGAACCCUGGAACGCCCUUACUAUUUUAACUAUAGUAAUCAUAUCAUUGAUGGCGUUCAUUGUGGCAUUUUUCACCCUGUACGACUAUUUGUUGUGCAAGAAUCAAGAUCAGCUUCCCCUGAUUGUCAAGGUGUUUUCGGCCAGGGCCAACACGCGUGCUUGUUUCCGCAUCGUGCCGAACAAGUCAAGGCCGAAUGUUAUCCACUGCCUCAAUGGAAUUCGUGGCAUGUCUCUUUUCUGGGUGAUUUUUCUCCAUCAAUACAUGAACGUGUUAUAUUCACCAAAUAUUAAUCGUUUCAGUAUUCUUCCGUGGUUGCGGACGCCUUUCACGAAUUUUUUUUUGCACGGACAGUUCUCAGUGGAUUCGUUUUUCUUUAUCGGCGGCUUGUUAGUGUCUCUAAUUGCGCUGCGUUUAAUGGAUAAAACUAAGGGCAAACUUAAUGUGCCUAUGAUGUACCUACGCCGCUUGAUUCGUAUUGUCCCCAUUUUGGCCAUGGCUAUACUAGUCUACACUCAGCUAACAGGAGUUCUCGGAGACGGGCCUCUUUUCAAAGGUGGAUACAAUGGAAAAGCGUCAUGUGAAAAAUCCUGGUAUUUGACUAUGCUUUUUGUGGUUAACUUUGCGAACGACAUGUGUCUUGAUCAUACCUGGUAUCUGGCGGUGGACAUGCAAUUAUUUCUCAUUUCUCCGAUUCUGCUGUUCGCUCUGUACAAAUGGGGCAAAAAGGCUGCUGCUGGUAUUUUCGUUCUCAUAGUACUACUUUCUGGAUGUCUCUUUGCCACUAUGAUGGUCAACCACUACUCAAUAACGAGCCUUGAUCUCAGUCUGCAAAAGCAGAUGUACUUCUACACACACACUCAUGCUGCUCCCUGGCUGAUUGGAUUUUUGUACGGGUACUUCCUGUACUUGAGUAAGGGCAAGAAGUUCCAGCUGAGCUGGAUUGCGGUUUGGUCCGGUUGGAUUCUUUGCAUGGCCAUGUUGUUUACAUCGAUCUUCGCUCUUCAAUCGGCACUUCAAACAUUUGUUCCGCAAGUGACCACCUUGGAGUUGUCAUUGUAUUAUACCCUGACCCGAGUGGGUUGGCCAUUGGCAAUCGGUUGGGUGGUCUUCGCCUGCAUGCAAGGAUACGGAGGUCUGGCCAACAGUUUCCUCUCCUCUCCGCUGUGGCAGCCCAUUUCAAAACUCUCGUACUCCGCCUACAUCUGGCACAGUUUCAUCCAACAGAUAAACCAAAGGAUAACCAGGACAAACACGUACUUCUCGGACUACCAAGUGAUGCUUCAAUUCUGGUCGACCCUUGGAUUGACACUGCUGUUUUCCUAUUUACUGUUCCUGCUUAUUGAGGCGCCAAUUGGUGGACUUGAUAUGCUUUUACGGCCUCAAAAGAAGGCACCAGCUGAGAUGAAAACGACGACGGAAUCGGAUCAGGCUAAGAAGAAUCAAAUUGAUGAUGACGAUUCAACAAGUCAAAGCGAGCCGAAAACAACUGAGUCCAAUACACAAACAGCAACUGAUUAAAUACUCUCAUUAUACCCUUGCAGAGGGUAUUAUAAUUUCAGUCAGAAGUUUGCAACGCAGUGAAGGAGGCAUUUCCAACCCUAUAAACUACAUAUAUUCUUGAUCAGCAUCAAUCUAGCCAUGUCCGUCUGUCUGUCCGUCCGUCUGUCCGUCUGUCCGUUUGUCCGUCUGUCCGUCCGUUUCCACGCUAACUAGUCCCUCAGUUUUAAAGCUAUCUGCAUGAAACUUUCCCAAAAGUUGUCUUUCUAAUGCAGGUAGUAUAUGAGUCGG
Drosophila gunungcola (fruit fly) is the source of this 4505-nucleotide messenger RNA. RefSeq lists its product as uncharacterized. NCBI's taxonomy places the organism in Eukaryota, Metazoa, Arthropoda, Insecta, Diptera, Drosophilidae. Gene Ontology annotation, molecular function: acyltransferase activity, transferring groups other than amino-acyl groups. The record is from RefSeq and is a predicted model, not a curated record.